GGAUAAUAGAUUAUCCAAUUGCCUUGAUCAAACUCAUCUUGUUCCCCAUUCUCCAGGAUAGGGAGAAGUGGAUUUAACCCAAAGCCUUGUCAAAUGUUUUCAAACCAGAUGAAUCAGGACUCCGGAGUUUUACGAAUUACUCAAUUAGUUUGUUCAGGUACCUAGGCUGUAACGCACAAUAUCAAGACUGGCAUUGUCUUUUACAAGUAGUGAUUCAAUGGCGGUGGAUUAUGCUUCUGGGCUGUCAGAUUAUCCACAUAAAGGAAAGUGCGGGGCACCUGAGCUUUUUGACUCCAAAGAGGAACUUGCAAGCAAAAUCAUAGAGCUUUCAAAGUUGAUCAAGGAAUGCAAACAUUUGGUGUUGCAUACUGGAGCAGGAAUCAGUACUUCAUGUGGUAUCCCUGAUUUUCGUGGACCUGAAGGAGUUUGGACAUUGGAAGCCAAGGGAGAGAAACCCAAGUUUGACGUCACAUUUAAAAGUGCUGCUCCAACUUUGACACAUAUGGCAAUGGUGGAACUUGAAAGGGAAGGUUAUUUGAAGUUUGUUGUGAGUCAAAAUGUUGAUGGCUUGCAUUUAAAGUCAGAAUUUCCAAGUGUAAGUUGGCUGAGCUCCACGGUGACAUGUUUGUCCAGAAAUGUGAAAACUGCCAUAGAAAGUAUCUCUUUGGUGAUCCAGUCAAAACUGUUGGUUUAAAACGAACUGGAAAGCAGUGUUUGGGAGGAAGAAGAGGAAAAUGCAGGUUAUUGAACACUUCAAAAUGUUAUUAAGCAUUUACACCCAAAAGCUAGGAUAUAUACAGUAUUUCACUUUGAAACAAUUUUUUGGAACAAUAUCUUUAGAGAGUGAUGGAUCUAGGAUAGGUCAGAUCAGAAUUAAUUGUACAAUUAAAUUUUCAUUUUGCAAAUGCAGUUUUGAGUGUUUCAGUUGUAAAUAUUCUUCUGAAAUUUGUAACCAAGAGCAUUGCUAAAAAAGUCUUUAAAAAUUA
Xenia sp. Carnegie-2017 is the source of this 986-nucleotide messenger RNA. RefSeq names its product NAD-dependent protein deacetylase sirtuin-6-like. Gene Ontology annotation, molecular function: NAD+ binding. Lineage: Eukaryota; Metazoa; Cnidaria; Anthozoa; Malacalcyonacea; Xeniidae. The record is from RefSeq and is a predicted model, not a curated record. Bases 218 to 694 code for a protein of 158 amino acids. The transcript has 3 exons.